AUGUUUAUUGCUUGUACACAUGAUGGUUAUGUAUUACGUGAUGGUAUUCCACAUAUGAAUGAUGUAUGGCCUAGUAUUCAUAUUCGAUAUAUUCCUCCUGGACAUGUUAGGGCAUUUUUAUUUAAUCAGUCAGGCUUUCAUCAUGCUGCUGCUGCUAAAAUGUUACAACGACAAGAACCAUAUGUAAAACUAAAAAAACAUCUAAUCAUAUCACCAAUUUCUGUUACUACACCUAAAAAUGUGUGAAGAUAUAUAUUUUUUUCAUAUAGAUAUUUUCUCGAAAAGUAUCAAAUAUUUCCUAGUUUUUGUGUUAUGAUUUGAAUAAUAACUCAGAGAAAAGAAAACUUUUGAUCAAAUAUAAACUAGAUAAUAUAUUAAUCGUUUUGUUUUUUAAGUAUAAUUUGUAUGACUCUGGUAAAAACAUGAGCAAACAUUUUUUUGUCUUAUUUAUCAGCAAAUAGAUAUUGAGAGAACUUCUCCAACUGAUAUCCUCUGUUCGAGCUCAUAAGUAGGACUCAUAGUCAUGAUGAAAAUAUUAAACAUGUUUGUGCUCUUAAGCCUUUCAUGAUUUUUCUAUUAAAUUUUCAGCAUAUUGCAGGAUAUUAGCAAAAAAACUGCUAUAACGAGUCUCCAUUUGAAACUUUCUCCAAUAACAGAUUUCAUAACAAUUAUUACAUUCUAAAAGUUUUAACUCAAACGAAUGGAUCCAAGUCAAUCCAUCAGACAGUGAGAUCAAUCACAGAUUCUUGCACGUUCACUACAAGAUCGUACAAUUUGAUUUCACUAUAUUGUUUGAAUUCUUUACAAUAACCCACACAGGUUAGAGUUGGGUGUGGGUGUGGGUCUCGUACUUCUCUUCAAUCACACCCAUACCCCAGCCACCCCACACCCGCACCCACACCCUUUUGCUAAUGGAAAUAUAGAAAGUAAUGGAUAUGUAGGAGGUAGCUGUAUGUUUGAAGAGGAGUCACUUUCAUCCAUAUCCACACAGUUACUAUUAGAUCGUUUCAUAGACAUAUUG
Molecule: messenger RNA, 1021 nt
Organism: Rotaria sordida
Lineage: Eukaryota; Metazoa; Rotifera; Eurotatoria; Philodinida; Philodinidae
Source: the annotation of a GenBank genome assembly